AGAUAAGUUGGUUAUUUGAAAAUUAUGUGGGAAGGACCCAGGAGAGGACCACAAGGGAGACCACCCUUUCGGUAAGCAGACGGUGGCAAUGGCAUAGAAAAACUCUUGCAAGAAAAAGUUCAUGUUUUUACAUUCUUAUUACUUGAUUUGAGAGGUACUCAAUUUAAAAUGUUUGUCAGUAUUUAGAGCCCAAAGUAUGAAUUCUGACUUUAUUUUUGUUUCAGUGGGGACAAUCGAGGAGAAAUGUUUGGGGGCCUAGAUGGCCCUAUGCAUGAUUUCAGGGGUAGAGACGGAAUGAACAUGGGUCCCAGGGGGCCACAGGAUCGGGGGCCUCCUAUGGACAUGAGGAGGAUGGACUGUCCACCUGAUAUGAGGGGCCCGUCUGAUAUGAGGGACCGGGAUAUGGAACCACAUGACAUACGAGGGAGAGGAGAACCACCCAGGGAUUUCCUGGGGAGACCUGGAGAAGAACCAGACUUCAGCCUCAGAAGGCAGUAUGAAAUGUCAAUCAGAGACAAGCUGCUAAAUGCAGCUGCUGGUGGUGGUUUCAUGGGGCCUGGGCCAGGUAUGGGGGGAAGGGGAAUGGGAGGGAGAGAUAUGAGGGGGAGAGGCAUGGGAGGGAGAGGCAUGCCUCCACGAGAUCUACGAGAGCCAAAUGACAGAUUUAUGGACAUGAGAGACAGGGAGAUGUUCCGCAAGGAUAUGCCAGGCUUCAACAAUCCAGACAUGGAUGGAAGGCGAGGAGGAUUUCCCACGGAGCCUAUGGGUAGAAAUGAGGGGUUCAGAGACAUGCGUGAUAGAGACAGGCCCCCGAUGGGCAUGGAUGACAUUGAUGGGUUUAAUAUGGACAUGCCUCCACGAGAUCGAGACAGGGGAAUGAUGGACUUUGACAGGAGGGGUGCUCCUCCAUUGAAUCCAAGGAAAAGAUUUGAGUCUGAUACGGACUUCAGAAACCGCGUUGGACCUCCAGCAGAAUUCAGAGGUAGGGAUAGAUCUCCCGUAAGAUUUGCAGACAAUGAUGGUGCUCCAAUGGAUGUCAGGGGAAGGCCUGGUGGCCCUCCAGAUCUUGGUGGCCCAAACAGACCCAAAUUUAUGGGUACAGAUCCAGAAGGCACCCUUAGAGACAGAGAAUUCCCAGAAAUGGAAGAGGUGUCGCUUGCAGAGGAGUGGAAGAACCGUAAAAAGGAUAAGGACUCUCUUCCAUCUCCCAUGACCAGAGGUCUUCCUCCUUUCCCCAAAGACAUGCAGGGUCAGCGAUUCUCUCCAGUGUCCAGAGAAGGCAGUCUUCUUGGAGAGCCGGCAAACUUUAAAGAAAGGAACAUGCCAUCUACAGAAUUCCCUGGGAAAAAAGAUGGCCCUCCCUUUGGCUUCCCUCGCCCCAACAGAGAAGCUCCAGGUUCCCAGACCUGGGAUAAAAAGCCACCCACAGAUAUCCCUGGCAUGGAUCUGCCACCUUUUGGCCGUAGAGGUCUUCAGGACCCUCCGUUUCCACCCAUGGGUCCUGGGCUCCUGCCAAACAUGCCAAACAGAGAGAAUGACGGCAAGCGCUGGCCCGAACAUGGGGAUCCCAAGCAGAAUCAAAAUGCACCAAAUCGAGGUGACAGACCCCCAUACCUCUUGGAGAAGGACAGGCCCCCAUACCUCCUAGAGAAGACUCCACCAACUCCACUGGGCCAGGGGCCAAACGAUAACACUCGUUUCAAAGGGCCGAAGGAGGCAAUGCUUGAACAAGGCCCAGAGAGAGUUAAGCUGGUUCCAGGGCCAGACUUCCAAGGCAAAGACCAGGACUACAGGGACAUUGAUUACAGAACAGGUCCAGGGAUAGUCUUUGACUACAAACAUGAGGAGCUGCCAGGACCCGACAAAGUUCUAAAGGAAUCAAAACCAGUCCCGCCUCCAAAAUUCAGUGACUCUGGUUCCCAGGUUAGUAAAGCAAAUGUAUAGACUAAACCCCAUAGAAAAUGUAAAACAUUUUUAUGCAUGUAAAUACAAAUUCCAUACAAAUGUUCUUGUACAUCUGUUGGUUGUCCAUUUUGUCAGUUAUGUGAAUUUCAAUUGCUUUAACUUGUUAUUUAAAUUUGAACUGUCAACUAAAGGAUCAGGAUUACCGGAGUGCGUCUGUGAAGGACAAGGUUACUCAUACAAUUUGCAUCACUGGAAUUCCUAAGACAGCCACAAUGGAGCAGGUAGGAAUCAAAACACAGACAUUUAGCUUUUGUCUUGAUACUUUUCUGAUUGCACAAAAUCAUCUAGUUAGAUGGUAGAAGUUUAGUUAUAUACCUAUAGGUGUGUGUUUUUUUUUAAGGUAGAGCCUAACAAUAUUUAAUUAUCUUGCAGAUCCUUGGUGCCUUUGCAGUCCGUGAUGGUGUCCCAAUGCAGGGCAUGAAAAUCAAGAAUGUUGUGCCAGGUGAGACAAAAGUCCCCGUGUGGACAUGCUCAACUCGAACGAUAUCUCGAAAUCUCCUACGAAUUGUUUCGCUAUUUCGCUAUUCCAAUCAUACGCUCAUAUUCUUUUCAAAGUGUCUUUGUUGCCUCCGAUGUUCUCGAUCUUGAUGCAAUCGCUCAUCAGUUCAACAGCCAAGUUUUCUAAGUAUUUAGCCAUCAGUGUUUUUCAUUCCUGACAAUGUAGGAACACUGUCCCAAUUUUUUUGUUGAAGCUUUCAUCCUCAAUGCAGAAGCCUUUGACAGUGACUAUCAGCCACUAAAGUUCUUAUGACACGCAAUCUCUUAUGUUGUUCACACCUCAUUUGUUUCCUUAUACACCAUUUUCUAUUUUAUUGAAACAAAAAACUAAUUGAUUACAAAAUAAUAUAGGCAGCAAAUGUAUAUUACAGACUACUAUGUAAGUACUUCAGGUUCUUGGUGUUGCUUUUCUCGUCAUUCAGCUUAGACGAAAGUUUUCUCAAUUAUUUGAUUGUAGGACUGCAUCAGCCAUCUACGUUACAUUUUGGAUUCCUGAGAAGCUACAAUACCAAGUUUCUGAGUGACAAAGUUUUAUGGCAGGUUUAAAAUGCAGCAAGACAAUCCAUACUUUCUUUCAUACACAGUAGGCCUAUACCUUAGUAGCACUUAGGUUAUGCUAUGCUUGCAGGAACUUACCUUUUAGGGACAUUUAAGUAUGCUGUAGUUGGCGUACUUGGGAGUAUGUUUACAGACAACAUUCAGUCCAUAGUUGGAUCUGGAAAAUAUGUUGGUACUGGCUUUUAAAUAAGGACAACAUUGCCAACUCAAAGAUACAAGAUAAAUGACUUAAAUGCAUUUUGUGCUGCAAAGGUACUGUAUGUGUCAAUGGAGAGAUUGGCAUACAUGUCAAAAAAUGAAGAAUUAGGACAAUGUUCGAUUUCCCCCAAUGUAUUCAUCGAAAUGCUACACCAUCACCACAAAAAUGCUGAAUGUGAUCUCCUUUCGUGAACUGCUGUCCUUACUGGCAUUGACUAACGCAAAUCCAUCUGUAUUUCAAAUGCUGUCCCCAGGUUACAGCUACGAUACGGCCUAUGUGGAGUUUUUAAACCUCGAGGAUGCAGUCCACUUCAUGGAAUCCAACCAGGUGGCCCAUCCUCAUCUCUCUACGUCGGCUGUGCCUUCGGGCAGGAAGAAGGCUUGGGCUGGGGGCGGGCAUUUUAGAAGGGUUAGAGGGAGAGGUGGGAUCAGGGUUGGUUAUUGUUUGGGAUCAUUUAUGGGAGUUACUCCCUAUCUGUGGGUGUGUGAAUUGACAUCGUUGGCGUAGGUUCAAGGGGACUUCGCACAACAAUAGUUUAAUAAUGAGGUCAAAGAGGAGGCGUGCUUCUGGUGAUGCACUUGGCAUUGAAAAGAAAAGAAAAAGAGAAACCGCUUCCAACAAUAUUCUCCAGAUGUGUUUGGCGUAAUGUAAUCAGCUUAAAUCGGAAUGAAUUUAGAAACGAAAACAAAGAAAACCAUCUCUGAGAAAAAAAUGCACUAAGUCUCAAAACAAUAAAUGAGGUAAAUGUUUAGAUACAUGGAAUAAGAAAUAGGACACGUUGUAUGGGUCUUGUUCCUGAAGCCCAUGGGCAUAUUAUCAUAAUGGGUCUUGUUCCUGAAGCCCAUGGGCAUAUUAUCAUAAUGGGUCUUGUUCCUGAAGCCCAUGGGCAUAUUAUCAUAAUGGGUCUUGUUCCUGAAGCCCAUGGGCAUAUUAUCAUAAUGGGUCUUGUUCCUGGAUUCUUGGUCCUCUGUCCAUCCAAGUCUUAAUUGGAUGGUUUUCUUUACAGUGAUAUCUGUUCAUUUUUAGAUAGCAAUGGCAGAUCCUUCAUAUUUUUGUUUUUUUGCGUCAUUUUAACAUUGUUUUUAUCAUGCUGGGAAUAGUAGCUAUUGGUGUUUUGGGUAUUACCUGCAGAAUAAUAUACUAAGGAUCAUAAGGUCUUUUUCCGAUCACAGACUACUCAGUUUAGAUAAUAUUAUGUCUAGCUUUGAAUCAUUUAUAUAUUCCAAUAUAAAGUUAUUUAUGGCACUUGAAGCUCAAUAGAUUAAAAACAUUUUGACUACUGCUUUGGAAAUGGGUUGUGCUUACACGAGUAAGUCAGCCAUUCCUGAGCUAGCAUUCAUGUCCCUACUCAGUUUUCUUUUUUCCUUUCUCAACUUUGCACAGAACUUAAAUGUACAUGAGAAGUUGCUUUUAACUUUGGUGAAGGCCAUUAUCCUUUCAACGGUCCUUUGGUGGCAAUAUUGGAAAGUUGAUCUGUUUACAGUUUGCUGUGACCCUUUUUUUAUUUGACUUCUUCCUUCUUGGCAAUAUCUUGCCAUCACCUUUGGCUGUCCACAAGCCCAACUUUACCUCCGUGUCUUGGGGGUACUUACUAUGUACAUUCUAGAAUACUCUGUGACUGUGUUUGUGUCUUGGGGGUUUUACUCAUUCCUUGAUCUCAACAAGUGGACAAUGUUCUAUUCCAUUCAUCUUUCUCUACACAGAGAGAGCUGUGCAGCAACCAUGGUAACGUUAUUCCUUUGCAUUGCUGAAUGGAUAGACUCCAUCUCUAAAUGCAUCCUCCACAUCAGAUCCACUCUUGCCUGCUAAAUACAAGUAUAAAUCCUCUUGAUGCCCAUUCACUUGACAGCAGAGGAUUCUUUUCUCUUGACCACAGUUCUUGGCUCACCUUUUCCUUUUGGUGUGAGACCUUUCUAUUGGUCACAUUGGUAUAUAGCCAUGUAGAGUAUCAGCAGCCUGCAAUGGUUAGUUUUUAGCCGUGGUAGCACAGUUGAAUGUCAGUGGUGCAUGCCAUGUGUAUAGAUUUAGGGUAUAGAUAACUGAUAUUCUCCCAACCAUAUUGGCCGAAUCUGGUUCCCAUAUUGAAGGAAUCGUGACACUACAAUCUCAAGCAACAGAUCAUCAUCAAGGCCAGAGCCAUAUCUGGCUCUGCUCAAGGCUGGAAAGAAGCAGAACCAGUGAUGGGUGUUACGUGUUCCUUUGAUCUGUCUUCUAUGUUAAUUUACCCCAUUGGGUAGCUGGUUGCUACAAUGGUUUUGGAUCUACGAUACAAUGGUUAUGAUUUUCAAUUAGUAAAACAAAUUUGGUUACAUACGAUAUUGAUUCUAGAGCUUCCUCUCAAUUGUUUCAUGCAGUCAGCUGUAUCUUUACCCAUCAACGACAACAGAAAAAGUUUAAAAUACACUCGUCUUGGUGCCUGGGUCUUACGAUCUUAACCCUGUUAACGAUACCGAACUCAGCAAGUUGGGGUUAUUGUAGAUAUAACUGCCACUCACUAUUGAAGAUGUACUUAUAUUAGUUAAACCAGAGAUGUUGAGUCUACAAACCUACAGCUUGCAUGUCAAAUCAUGCAGUCAUGUCAGUCAUGCCUUUAUGCAAAUGAGUGUCAGAUACAUUUACAGUGCACUGCCGACACAAUGGUAUAUUGAAUUUCAUGUUGGAUUAAGUACACAUUUUUGAAGUACAAAUUUAAGCCCUAUACUGUCAAAGAAUAUAGCUUUAUCUAGUAAGACACUAAUAUGAAAUUCAUAAUGUCCUCAAAGUACUGUACAUGAGAAAAGUUUGAAUUUCCACCUCCUGGUAAACAGUAAUGCUAUAGCAUGGAGGAAAUACCUUGGAAGGUAUUGGUCGAUCUAAGUUCCAUAUACCUGUCAGAACCAUAAUGGUUGUCUCCAUUACCCUCACCACUGAGGAGGACUAAACCUGCCACAGUGCAUGAUGGGAGUCUGUUAUUCUCUUGGAACAUUUAGAAUUGUGAGUCACUUGGUUGGCAAGGAAGCAGAUUCCUCAGUUUGAAUCUAGCUCACUCUCUUCCUGUUUUUCAGGGAUCCCUGAAGGUUGGCACUAAAACAGCUCUGAUGCGAUACGUCCAGCCGGACAGAAGUGGCAAGGAUGCUCAAGUAAGUGUUGGAUAUCACAAGUAGGGCCUUUUGUAGAUGGCAGUGAUUUAUUCCCUUUACCUUUGUUCUUGUUUUGAGCAUGCUAGUAGCGUAGGUAUGUUUGUGCUUGGUAGUGUUAUUUGUAUGCAUGCUGGAUUUGUUUUGCCUGUGCUUAUGUUAAGCCAUAGGUUGUUGAGACAACCACCACUAAAUAACUGAUGUGCCUUCUCUCUCUGCGUUAGGAACCAGGACACAAGGCAGGCCCUCCGGUCCAGGAACCCUUGCUGCCAAGCCCAGGCCAGCUCCUGGUCAACAAGGCCAAGAAUGAGCACCACGGCCAGGAUGUCUCCCAAGCCAAGGCCCCAGUUGACCCCCUCUCCCAGCAGGGCUCAUGGCAGCGCAGCUCGGACCUGACCCCAGAGGCCUGGCAGCAGCAGGUGGACCAGCAGCUCAGACAGCAGGAGGCUGAGCAGCAGGCAGAGUCCUGGGCCAGCCGCAACCCCCCUCGCCAAGGCCCUGGCCCGCAUCAGAUGGACCCCAUCUUUAAGGAGAGCAAGAGUGAGUGAGCUGGGGCAAUAUUGGAAUAGUUGGGGAGGAGGGAAUUUAGAAUUUGAAUAGUUGGUGAGUAGGGAAUUUAGAAUUGGAAUAGUUGGGGUGUAGGGAGUUUAGAAUUGGAAUAGUUUAGGUGUAGGGAGUUUAGAAUUGGAAUAGUUUAAGUGUAGGGACUUUAGAAUUGGAAUGGUUGGGUAAUUUAGAAUUGGAAUGGUUGGGGAGCAGGGAGUUUAGAAUUGGAAUAGUUGGGGUGUAGGGAAUUUAGAAUUGGAAUGGUUGGGGAGCAGGGAGUUUAGAAUUGGAAUAGUUGGGGUGUAGGGAAUUUAGAAUUGGAAUGGUUGGGGUGCAGGGAGUUUAGAAUUGCAAUAGUUGGGGUGUAGGGAAUUUAGAAUUGGAAUGGUUGGGGAGCAGGGAGUUUAGAAUUGGAAUAGUUGGGGUGUAGGGAAUUUAGAAUUGGAAUGUUUGGGGGAGUAGGGAAUUUGGAAUAGUUGGGGAGUAGGGAAUUUAGAAUUGGAAUGGUUGGGGUGCAGGGAGUUUAGAAUUGCAAUAGUUGGGGUGUAGGGAAUUUAGAAUUGGAAUGGUUGGGGAGCAGGGAGUUUAGAAUUGGAAUAGUUGGGGAGUAGGGACUUUAGAAUUGGAAUAGUUUGGAGUAGGGAACCCUUAUCAAGGAGUUGGUGUGAUUGUUUAUUUAAAACGUUUGUUUGUAAGGAAAGAUCAAUGUGCUUGUUUUCCUCUAUUUCCUCACAGCCAUGAUCAUAAAGAAUGUGAAGCCCACCACUACAGUGGAGACCAUUCUGAAAGCCCUGGACCCCUUCGCCUACCUUGAUGAGAGGAACGUUCGUCUGGUUAGAGGCAAACCCCCGGGAGCCAAAUGCUUCUGCUUCGUAGACAUGGACUCCCAUGAGGUAUCACAUAGCUGCCAUUACAUGUCAGUUGGCCACUUUGUCUCUCAUUUCCACCUGAAAUGUAUGAAUGUCUGAGUUGUACCCUGCUUAAUGGAUGUUACUGCUGUGGAUGUCAUGACGUUGCCUUUCUUCCAUCCUAGCAAGUGACCCGUCUGGUAGAGCUCCUCACCAAGCCCAGGCCUCUCUCUAUCGACGGGGUCAGGGUUUACGCUGAGGUUGCCAAGCCACUGAAGAACCAAAAGUGAGUGACACGUAUAUCAAACUUAAAUCAUGUUAUAUCAUGUAACCAAGCUAAAUCAUGUAAGAACAGUGAUGUUAUUUUUUUUUUACCACUGAUGAUUUGAUGGUGUCUUUUCUCCUGCUAGCUACAGAAAAGAGUUUGAUAAAUCGAACACUUCUCUCCUGGGGUACCCACCCGAGGCCAGUAGGAUGGAGGUAAGUUAGGUGUUUGGUAUCAUUUUCGGUUUUACAUUUUAGUCAUUUAGCAGAAGCUCUUAUCCAGAGCGACUUACAGUUAGUGAGUGCAUAUAUACUUUUUUUCUUCAUACUGGCCCCCCGUGGGAAUCGAACCCACAACCCUGGCGUUGCAAACGCCAUGCUCUACCAACUGAGAACUAAUGUGGUGUUUUGUGCCCUAAUCCCAGCAGCAGCAGUACUAUUCAUCCCAACCUCAUAACCAGCCACCAGGAGGCCCCCCACCCAACAUGCAAGGUGAGUCCUAUCUCAUUAGUCAUUAUCUCCAUUCAAACACUAUUCUACCUGACAAUGUAUGCCCUCCAGGAUCUGUCAAACAAAUAUUGUCUUGGUCUGUGGUUGUCGGCCUUUCAGCUCAACAUGCUUCAAUCGUCAGGUCAUGUUGAGUAGAAAAUGAGCAGGAAGAAAAUGAUUUAUAUAAUUUCUUACCUAGGAGACAAUCUGGGCGGACCGAUGGGCUCAGACCCUCUCUCCAAUUCAUCUGUCUCUCACUUCAACUCCAGCAUGACUCCGGUAAGACACCAUCAGACUAUUAUAAAACCACUUCAUCCAAAAGUAAAGAAACAUUGAUAAUGAUUGACAGUUUAAACAGAGGAAAGAGUGUCAGUGUGAAAUGCUCUUCUUACCAAUGCUUCCCUUUUCCACGUCCUAGGGAGGUGGCUAUGCUGAGCCUCCACCAAUUGAUCCCUACCACCAGGCUCUGGACCCCCAUGUCUCCUCUGCUGCAGCAGCAGGGGGGAUGGCAGCAACAGGAGACCAUGGCACUGAUGGCUACAGCUAUGGUAAGGCCAGACAGUAGGCCUAGUGCCUCUCUCAGACAUCAGAGAAUAUGCAGCUUCAGAAGCACUUGUGAAUCUGUGGAAAGAAUGUGAAUCUACAUCUUGUCAUACUCCUGUAACAACUGACUGUUUUUUAUUUGUCCAGCUACUGAAACUCCAGACAUGACUAACUACCUGUAUGAUGCCACGUCUGGGUUCUACUACGAUCCCCAGACUACCCUGUACUAUGACCCUGCCUCUAGGGUAAGACUUCUACACAGUAACUUGUGUGAUAUAUUCUCUUGAAAUUACCUUGGUGUGUCUGUGCUACUCCACAUCCUUCAUGUCCAACGUGUGUGUGUGUGUGUGUGUGUGUGUGCGCGCGCGCAGUAUUUCUACAAUGCCCAGACCCAGGAGUACCUGUACUGGGACAGUGUGUCCAAGACGUACAUCCCUGUUCCCGGAGGACACUCUGCAGACACCCAGCUCCCCAUUGCCCAGUCUGGUGUUGCCUUGGCACCCGACGUACAGGCCAUUCUGGCCAAUCCAGCAGCAGACGCUCCGCUGGACAUGAAGAGACCAGAGCCAACCCCUCACUUCGACCCUCCCCAGAUCCCGAACCCCACUCCUGCCCCUAACCCCAACCCUUCCCCAGAGAGGAGAGAGGAGGAGGACACCACACCUCGCAGCCUUGACAAGAAAGACAAACCAGGAGAGAAAGAGGAGAAACCCAGGAGCCUAGCCGCUUUCAAGGUUGACCCACAUUACCACAAUAUAGUCAUGUGUAAUGAAGCUAUAGGAACAACCCUCCUGCCCAAAUACACCACCUCAUAGAUGGUUAACACGUACAGUUGAAGUCGGAAGUUUACAUACACUUUGGUUGGAGUCAUUAAAACUUGUUUUUCAACCACUCCAUAAAUUUCUUGUUAACAAACUAUAGUUUUGGCAAGUCGGUUAGGACAUCUACUUUGUGCGUGACACAAGUAAUUUUUCCAACAAUUGUUUACAGACAGAUUAUUUCACUUCUAAUUCACUGUAUCACAAUUCCAGUGGGUCAGAAGUUUACAUACACUAAGUUGACUGUGCCUUUUAAACAGCUUGGAAAAUUCCAGAAAAUGAUGUCAUGGCUUUAGAAGCUUCUGAUAGGCUAAUUGACAUAAUUUGAGUCAAUUGGAGGUGUACCUGGUGGAUGUAUUUCAAGGCCUACCUUCAAACUCAGUGCCUCUUUGCUUGACAUCAUGGGAAAAUCAAAAGAAAUCAGCCAAGACCUCAGAAAAAAAAUGGUAGACCUCCACAAGUCUGGUUCAUCCUUGGGAGCAAUUUCCAAACGCCUGAAGGUACCAUGUUCAUCUGUACAAACAAUAGUACGCAAGUAUAAACACCAUGGGACCACGCAGCCGUCAUACCGCCCAGGAAGGAGACGCGUUCUGUCUCCUAGAGAUGAACGUACUUUGGUGCGAAAAGUGCAAAUCAAUCCCAGAACAACAGCAAAGAACCUUGUGAAGAUGCUGGAGGAAACAGGUACAAAAUUAUCUAUUUCCACAGUAAAACAAGUCCUAUAUCGACAUAACCUGAAAGGCCGCUCAGCGAGGAAGUAGCCACUGCUCCAAAACCGCCAUAAAAAAGCCAGACUAUGGUUUGCAACUGCACAUGGGGACAAAGAUCGUACUUUUUGGAGAAAUGUCAUCUGGUCUGAUGAAACAAAAAUAGAACUGUUUGGCCAUAAUGACCAUCGUUAUGUUUGGAGGAAAAAGGUGGUUGCUUGCAAGCCGAAGAACACCAUCCCAACCGUGAAGCAUGGGGGUGGCAGCAUCAUGCUGUGGGGGUGAUUUGCUGCAGGACGGACUGGUGCACUUCACAAAAUAGAUGGCAUCAUGAGGAAGGAAAAUUAUGUGGAUAUAUUGAAGCAACAUCUCAAGACAUCAGACAGGAAGUUAAAGCUUGGUCGCAAAUGGGUCUUCCAAAUGGACAAUGACCCCAAGAAUACUUCCAAAGUUGUGGCAAAAUCGCUUAAUGACAACAAAGUCAAGGUAUUGGAGUGGCCAUCACAAAGCCCUGACCUCAAUCCUAUAGAAAAUGUGUGGGCAGAACUGAAAAGGCGUGUGCGAGCAAGGAGGCCUACAAACCUGAGUCAGUUACACCAGCUCUGUCAGGAGGAAUAGGCCAAAAUUCACCCAACUUAUUGUGGGAAGCUUGUGGAAGGCUACCCAAAACGUUUGACCCAAGUUAAACAUUUUAAAGGCAAUGCUACCGAAUACUAAUUGAGUGUAUGUAAACUUCUGACCCCACUGGGAAUGUGAUGAAAUAAAUAAAAGCUGAAAUAAAUCAUUCUCUCUACUAUUAUUCUGACAUUUCACAUUUUUAAAAUAAAGUGGUGAUCCUAACUGACCUAAGACAGGGAAUUUUUACUAGGAUUAAAUGUCAGGAAUUGUGAAAAACUGAGUUGAAAUGUAUUUGGCUAAGGUGUAUGUAAACUUCCGACUUCAACUGUAUGUCUGUCUCAGAUCAUGAAGGAUAUGGAGCGCUGGGCUAAGAUCCAGAACCGUCAGAAGGACAGCGUCCGUGUUCCCUCACCUGUACUGAAGACCUCCGGGGGCGGGCUGGACGACAGGAAGUCCUCCAAGGCAGCUGACGCAGCCUUCACCAUCUUCGAGAGGAAGGUGAGUACCGGGAACCUCUAACAUACAUGCACUUCAACGCAAUGGUGUGUAAUUAAAUCUGUUAAUUUCACUGGCCCUCUUCUCUGUUUCCCCAAACAGGGCGGAGACGACCUCUUCAAGAAGCCUAUGGCUCCUCCCAAGAAAGAGGGGAAGGGCUCAAAGGUGAGAUUGAUUGAUUGGUGAGGUCACUGCCCAAAGCCAACAAUGUUCUGUUCUGCAUGAACUAGGGAAAGAAGGGAUGAAUUUGAUUCCAAUCCAUAAUGUCUGUGGGGUGUUGUCUCCCUCCCCGGUGAUGUUGUUUCUGAACUUCCUGCUCCCCUCCCUCCCCAGCAGUCCAUUGGCUCUCUGGGCCUGCUGGCGUCAGACUACGCAGCAACAGGCAGUGACGAGGAGGAGGAGGUGGUGCAGCAUGAGGAUCCUCAGGCCUCUAGGAGUCAGUCUCAGGAGAAGGAAGACAAGCUGACAGACUGGAAGAAGAUGGCCUGCCUGCUGUGUAGGAGACAGUUCCCCAAUAAGGACGGCCUGCUGCGCCACCAGCAGCUCUCAGACCUCCACAAGCAAAACAUGGAGAUCCACAUGAAGAUCAAGAGAUCAAAGAAAGAGCUGGAGGCUUUGGAGAACCAGGAGAAAGAGGUCAGGGGAGGCUUGAUUUUUAUUUUAUUUUUAUCACCUUUUACACAUUUGAUAUGUAGCCGUAAAGCAGUUCAAUAGUUGUGAAAAGCUUAAUUGUAGUUGCCUCACUUAAUCUCUCUAUAACCUCAGAUUCUCAAUGCAACUAUGUUCAGUAAGUGUUGUUGACAUAUUAUAUGAAUGAUGUCUGUAAUCUGUCCCACAGCUGAGUGCCAGAGAGUCCAACGGCUCCCCAGAACAGAAGAGAAGGAAACAUCAACACCAGAAUAGCUGGGUCGGUGGCUCCAGGGACAUGCAUAAAGGCAGUGAGAGGCCGGGGUUAGGCUCCGAGCCUGUUGAGGUACGUCUAUAACAUCUUUAUUUUUCAGUCUGUUGUCCAGGUGGGUUUCUUGGUGAUUUUUACCCCAGUUGUUGUUUUUUUAUUUAAAGCUUGGUGGUGAUUUUAACCCUUUUGUUUCUUCUCUUCUUCUCUCCCACAGAGGAAGAAAAAGGAGCCUGUUGUCUGGAAUCAUGCCACCUACAAACAAGCGGUGCGCAAGGCCAUGUUCGCACGCUUCAAAGAGCUGGACUGACCUUUCUUCCUGUUCAGUCUAUCAAACAUUUAGCUAAGUUGAGUGAGUCACUGAAGGUUUGUACGGAAUGACACAUUUACCCAAAACGGUGCACACCGUUCUUCAACCAUCUUUGAGCUAUGUUUGCUGUUGGUGGGUGUGGCCUGAUCAAUAUGGGCGUGACCUUUUGAAAUCGCAAAACUAAUGCAGCACACCAUACACAAUCGCCCUCCGUACCACCAUACUCAACAUUCUUCAACUGGUUGUUCAGAACAGCACCGUUUCCGUUGAAUCAAACGCUGCACACCGUUCUGUUCUGCUGAACAAACCCCCAGAUCACCCACUCCUGACUGUGUCCCUGUGUUUGUAUGUAUGGGGAACAUUGGUCGAGUUAAUGUGCCUGCCAAACCCUAGCGGACCUUUUGGACUGAGCUCACCUCUUACUGUAUCUGUGGGCCCACUUCACUGUACUACCAGGACUUACCAGCAAUGCAAUCUGUCCGUAGCCGUAACUGUUCAGACAAUGGAGCUGUAGGGAGACCGCUAGGGCCUCCAUAUUUCUGCAGUGUUCUCUAUGCUUGUUGGAGGACCAUUCACCCAUCAUUGCCCCACCCCCCCACCACAGUACUGACAGAGCCAGAUGAUCUGAGAGAGACUGAAUUAAUGUAAGAUGGCAGGAGAGGGGGAGAAGCAGUGGUGUUGGUGCUAAGUUGCUCUACAGACUCAACCCAAACAGCAAGCUGUCUUUGACCUCCUAAUCAAUCCUUUUAAGGGAUGUAGGUUUUUGUUUUGCCAUGUGUUGUGUGUGUGUGUGGCUGAUGUGUAGUGUUAUUGCAGCCGGAUCUGGCAUUGUAGAAUACUUGUUGUACGCCACCGUCCGGUUCCAGCUACACACUGUCAUUUAUUUUAACACAGCCUUUUUACAUGGACUUAUUCCUUUCCUCAUUUGGUUUAUACUCUGUGUGUACACAUUUUUUAAAAGUAAAAUAUAAAAUCUACUUGAAAUUGCGUCUGUGGUUUAUUUCUGUGAAAUAUGUGUACUAUUAGAUUAGAAAUGUGUGCUAUAAUGGACUGUCAGACAAAUGAUGUUCGGCAACUCUCCAUUGGGUGGCAGCAGUGUUCUUUUGAGAUUUGUACAGUCACUAAACCUGAACUUAGUUGUCUUAUUACCAUGUUACAUUGUUACCCAUUCAGAUAAUGCAAUGAACUGGAAUAGGUCUGUGUUUUUAUUUUUUGAAUAUUGUUUAAAAAAAAAUGAAAUUUACAAAAUGUUCUCUAUGCUCAUUGGUCUUGGGUAUUGUUGACGGUGAUGAGAUAGGAUGUUCUAAAACAUCAGUAUUACCCUGAUCCUCUAACAGCAAUGGUGCUACAGAGAAAGGGCAGAAACUAUUUUAGCCUCCCUGAAUAUCUUCAUCCAAUUUUGUUCCUGUAUUGUCUAGGUUAGGAUGACUAAACCAUCCCGUGUUGAGUCCAGAUGUCAGUGUAUAUUCAGGUGACUUAACUAAUAAACUCAGCAAAAAAAGAAAUGUCCUCUCACUGUCAACUGCAUUUAUUUUCAGCAAAAUGUACGUGUAAAUAUUUGUAUAACCAUAUUCAACAACUGAGACACAAACUGAACAAGUUCCACAGACAUUUCUGGGGGGAAUGGCCCUAGCCCUCAACCUCCGAUCCAACAAGUCCCAGAUGUGCUCAAUGGGAUUGAGAUACGGGCUCUUCGCUGGCCAUGGCAGAACACUGACAUUCCUGUCUUGCAGGAAAUCACGCACAGAACGAGCAGUAUGGCUGGUGGCAUUGUCAUGCUGGAGGGUCAUGUCAGGAUGAGCCUGCAGGAAGGGUACCACAUGAGGGAGGAGGAUGUCUUCCCUGUAACGCACAGCGUUGAGAUUGCCUGCAAUGACAACAAGCUCAGUCCGAUGAUACUGUGACACACUGCCCCAGACCAUGACGGACCCUCCACCUUCAAAUCGAUCCUGCUCCAGAGUAAAGGCCUCGGUGUAACACUCAUUCUUUCGACGAUAAACGUGUAUCUGACCAUUACCCCUGGUGAGACAAAACCGCGACUCGUCAGUGAAGAGCACUUUUUGCCAGUCCUGUCUGACGGUGGGUUUGUGCCCAUAGGCGACGUUGUUGCCGGUGAUGUCUGGUGAGGACCUGCCUUACAACAGGCCUAUAAGCCCUCAGUCCAGCCUCUCUCAGCCUAUUGCGGACAGUCUGAGCACUGAUGGAGGGAUUGUGCGUUCCUGGUGUAACUCAGGCAGUUGUUGCCAUCCUGUACCUGUCCCGCUGGUGCGAUGUUCGGAUGUACCGACCCUGUGCAGGUGUUGUUACACGUGGUCUGCCACUGCGAGGACGAUCAGCUGUCCGUCUUGUCUCCCUGUAGCGCUGUCUUAGGCGUCUCACAGUAUGGACAUUGCAAUUUAUUGCCUAAGGCACAUUCACGCAGAUUUGCAGGGACCCUGGGCAUCUUUCUUUUGGUGUUUUUCAGAGUCAGUAGAAAGGCCUCUUUAGUGUCCUACGUUUUCAUAACUGUGACCUUAAUUGCCUACCGUCUGUAAGCUGUUAGUGUCUUAACGACCGUUCCACAGGUGCAUGUUCAUUAAUUGUUUAUGGUUCAUUGAACAAGCAUGGGAAACAGUGUUUAAACCCUUUACAAUUAAGAUCUGUGAAGUUAUUUGGAUUUUUACUAAUUAUCUUUGAAAGACAGGGUCCUGAAAAAGGGACAUUUCUUUUUUUGCUGAGUUUAUCUUUGGUGUGUUUUCUAUAAUUUCCUAUAAGCCCCAUUACUUCUCUGCAGGUGGCAGAAUAUGGGCUCCGCCCUAACCCCAGGUGAGGGAACCUGCUCCCUACCCUCCCUCCCGCCCUGUUGCUUUGGCGCCGUAAAUGGAGGAUUACCUGUGUUUAGUGUUCUCUAACAGAGUUACUCAGAUCACAACAGGAAGCAGACCAAGGUGGACCCCCAGGGGCCACAGUCAGUCAAUGAAGAACAGAGCAGCAGGAACACAACUCAGGGGCUGCUUAAUUCCUCUCAGUGGUGCUAG
This is a messenger RNA of Coregonus sp. 'balchen', 15886 nucleotides long. NCBI's taxonomy places the organism in Eukaryota, Metazoa, Chordata, Actinopteri, Salmoniformes, Salmonidae. The record is from the annotation of a GenBank genome assembly.